UCGGAUCUGGCUCUGGAUUCUCAGCAGGGUUUCCCUGCUCUGCAGACCCGCUCCAUCUCUCCUCGCUGUUCAUUGGUGUGUCCUUAAAUCCGUCUCCUUGCUACUCUCACAGCUGUUGGCUGCCCCAUCCGAAUGUGUGCCACAGCAGUUUGCCACUGGAGAGGAGCUGGUAAAAGGUGAUCGUUUCUGUGUAGGGAGCAAAAUGCAAUUUGCAUGGAUUGUACCUGCCACAAUUUGUUUGUUGAUGUACUUCACAGCAGAAGCAUGCUAUAUAGGAAACGUGUCUGCCAGCAAACUUCCCCACGGUGUUGCAGAAAUAUGUGAAAAAGGAAACAUGACUGCUAACACUGCUGCUCACGUCCAGCCUGGAACCAACAUUACCCUCUCGUGCCAGCUAAAACGACUGAAAUACAGCGAGCAGUGCAAGAUAGCUCUUUUCUUUAACGGUUCUGAACUGACUAGCAAUUAUGGCACUUCAGUAAGCAACACAUUUCCAGUCAAUACGUAUGGCAAACACAUGUUUACCUGCAAAAUAGAUUGUGAAUACAAGAAAAAACUCAUUUGUGGAAUUGAUAUAGAGUCUGGAAAUCCUCCAGAUCAGCCAAGAAAUGUGUCAUGUAUCCAGUAUGGGACAGAUGGCAGCCUUACCUGCACCUGGGACAAAGGAAGGUUUACACACAUGAACACUACGUAUGUGAUACAACUUUCAGACGGCACUGACACCUUGUGCUUUUCAGAAGAAAGCCUGAGUAACAAGUUUGGCUCGCUGGUUCUGAGUGCAAAGUUGAAUUUUGAAUCUACUUACAGACUUGUGGUUGUCGCCUCCAACAAACUAGGAAGUGCUUUUUCACAGCCACUUAAGUUCAUGCUAAUAGACAUAGUGAAGCCCCAUCCUCCAAACGUUUUAGUGGAAUUUGAAAAUUCUGCAACAAAUUGCACGUUGUUCUGGCACAGUGAAGUCCAAGGGCAGCACUGCAGAGUGAGAUACCGUCCAGUUAGCAGUUCCACCUGGAACAUGGUUAAAAAUUUAGAGAGUAAAAAAUGCAGUCUUCAUGGUCUGGAGCCUCAUACAGAGUAUGAAUUUCAAGUGAGCUGUAAAAUUCAUCCUGAGAGGGGACUGUGGAGUAACUGGAGUGCAUUCCAAUCCCAGACUCCAGAAGCAGUACCUACUGGGCUCUUAGAUGUCUGGUACAAAAAGCAGGAUAUAGACUCUCAAAUGCAGAACAUUUCUCUUUUUUGGAAGGCUUUGCAGAAGUCAGAGGCAAGAGGAAAAAUCCUGCAUUACACAGUGACCUUUGAAGCACUCAGCCAGGAGGAGCCCAAAGCAAUAGAAACGAAUGUGACCACACAAACCAGUUACACCAGAGUCACUCCAAAGAUGGACUACAAGAUAACAGUCACUGCUGAUAACUCGAGGGGAAGCUCACCUCCUGCAUCCAUCCUGACCAGCCUGAGCAUCCAAGAUUUACCCUCUCCUCGGAACCUCUCUGCUGUGGCGAUGGGAAAUAACAGCAUCUUGGUCAGCUGGAAACCUCCUGCUAAAUCCACUGCAUCCAUCAAUGGGUAUGUUGUGGAAUGGAUAAACACCCAUAGGAACAACAGCCUGGAGCCCCAUCCAAGCUGGAUAAGACUUGUUGCAUCCAACCUGUCUAUAGUGAUACCAGAGCACAUAGAAGAUAAUGUGUGCUAUCACAUUAGUGUGUUUGCACUGUAUCAGGACAGAGCUGGGCAAGUGAAAUCAGUGCGGGGAUACUCAAGAGAAAAAGCACCAUCAGCUGGGCCACAAGUGUACACAAAGCCACAGACAAACGGCAUCUUGGUUUGGUGGGAAGAAAUCCCUUCCCACCAGCAGAUGGGCUGCAUCACACAGUACAAAAUAUACCUGCAAAAAAAGAACAGUAACGUGGAUCCUUACGUCUACGGUAGGAACCUGGUAAAAACAACGUGAUGUGCAGGUGCUGCUUAUUGAGGGGAGAGGGGUGGUGAAGAAAGAGGCUUCAGGAAGGAGCCCCAGGCAGCUCACCUAGCAGCAAGAUCCAGUUCUCUGCUACAGCUGUUCACGAACAAGGCUGCGUUUUUAUACUCAUAUAUUAAGUUGGAAAUUCUCAGUUAU
Messenger RNA from Meleagris gallopavo (turkey), 2113 nucleotides. The record is from RefSeq and is a predicted model, not a curated record. NCBI's taxonomy places the organism in Eukaryota, Metazoa, Chordata, Aves, Galliformes, Phasianidae.